This is a messenger RNA of Cydia pomonella (codling moth), 6850 nucleotides long. It is a transcript of the gene Phm, whose product is annotated as peptidylglycine alpha-hydroxylating monooxygenase. The coding region runs from base 301 to 1314 and encodes 337 amino acids. Gene Ontology annotation, molecular function: copper ion binding; oxidoreductase activity, acting on paired donors, with incorporation or reduction of molecular oxygen, reduced ascorbate as one donor, and incorporation of one atom of oxygen. Gene Ontology annotation, biological process: peptide metabolic process. The record is from RefSeq and is a predicted model, not a curated record. The transcript is spliced from 9 exons. Lineage: Eukaryota; Metazoa; Arthropoda; Insecta; Lepidoptera; Tortricidae. Gene Ontology annotation, cellular component: extracellular region; membrane.
CUGUGCUAGCACAAUAUUUUCCAAAUAAAUGAUAAUAAGGAUUUCGAUAUCUCCGAAAUUCUAAGUAGACUGGCAAUACACAAAUGACGUUCGCAGCAGUUAUCGAUCGCGAAUAAAAAUAGUUCCAUAUAAACACUUGUAGCUUUUGCCGUGUGGACACGAUUCGCUGACCAAACAACGCGGAUCAAACAACAUUAUCAUAACAACGUUUCGCCAAACGCGCUUCCAAGUAGUCUCAGAGACACGACGUGGACAGCACGGCGUCCGACUUGCUUGUUUGCUUUUUAAAUUACUUUUAACAUGAUUAAAUUAGUUGUUCUGUUAUGUGCGCUUGGAAUUUGCGGUAAAGUUUUCGGUCUCGAAACGACAACGUACGAGUUAUUAAUGCCUAAUGUCUAUCCACACAGGGAUGAGCUAUACCUCUGCACUCCCAUCCGGAUCUUCCCAGACAGAAGCUACUUCCUAGUGGGAUUUGAACCCAACGCGAGCAUGCACACAGCCCAUCACAUGCUGCUAUAUGGAUGCUCAGAACCAGGCUCCAAUGACAGUGUUUGGAGUUGCGGUGAGAUGUCAAGCAAUGAAAUUGACGCUCAGUACAACACUGCAAGCCCUUGCCGCUCAGGGUCUCAGAUCGUGUACGCAUGGGCUCGAGACGCUCCGAGCCUGACGCUCCCCGAGGGAGUCGGGUUCCUAAUCGGCAAGAACUCGCCCAUCAAGUACUUGGUGCUGCAAGUGCAUUACAUGUCGAAGUUCCCAGAAGGCAAAACGGAUAACUCGGGUGUCUUUCUGAAGUAUACACAGGAACACAUGCCGCGCCAAGCCGGCGUGUUCCUGCUCGGCACCAGCGGAGCCAUUCCUCCGAAGAAAGUGGAACAUAUGGAGACGGCCUGCACUAUGGUGGAGGAUAAGGUCAUCCAUCCUUUUGCGUUCCGAACUCAUACUCAUGCUCUUGGAAAAGUAGUAACCGGCUAUGUAGUCCGCAAGAACGAGCAGGGCGACGAAUGGAACCUGAUCGGCGAGAAGAACCCCCAGCUGCCCCAAAUGUUCUACCCCAUACAAGACCCCUCGCCUAUUAGCAAGGGAGACAUCAUUGCUGCUAAGUGUGUGAUGAAUAAUACUCACGAACACACUGUUAGGAUUGGCGCCACGAACAAGGACGAGAUGUGCAACUUCUACCUGAUGUACUGGGUGGAGAACGACACUCCCCUCGAACAGAAGUACUGCUUCUCGGCCGGCCCGCCCUACUACUACUGGUCGCGGGCUCCGCAGAACUUCAACCGCAUACCUGUCCAAGAUAACUCCAAGUACACGUAAAUGAUUUCACCAUGUUUUCCUCACAAUUUGCUACCAAGGAAUGCAAGCAAGCAGAUUUAAGGACAAACUCCACCGGAUUUUUUGCAGCGCGAACGCAAGGAUGUGUUCAUGUUCAAGUUCCCUCUCCUGCAGCUCUGGGCUUUCGGCUCUAUGUGGAUUUUACUAUGUUAGCGGUACACCAAAUGGUUAAAGGUUUUGAGCAGCGAUGUGGCCUUUCAUGUAGAUAAAAGUCUAAAAAAAAACGAAAACCUGCAUCUGGGAUUGAAACGUCCAAGGAAAAAGCUGGCACUAGCUGCAAGGAGUACACUGGCUAUAGUUCUUAUACUUCCUGCGUUUCAUAUUUUCGUAAGGUACAUUUAUAUAUAUAGUUCGUUUUUUAGCAUUAGAAAAAAGGCAAGAGAUCUUGUCGUGUCUUUUCAAAUCGAAAAAAUAAGUCAAAUCAAAUCAAAUAUGUACAGAUGUAGUAAUAAUCCUUUCCCAUCGUUUUCUUACGGAAACAUACGAACGUGUUAUGCUAUUUCAGUCAGUCUCAGUACAAAAUGUACUGCGGUUGACUGAAGUAUCAUGACAAAUACGAACGAUCCCGAGAAAAUACGAUGGGAAAGGAUUAUUCACUACAUCUGUAACAAUCAUAAAUCUUACACGAUUAUUUAUAUUCUUAUGUUUUCAUAAGUAAUAUAAACAAUUUUUUAAAGUGUUUUUCAGUAAUAAAAAAAAAAAGAUACGUCAACAUUGUUCACCUAUUUUCGAAUGCUAAAAAGCGAACGUUGAAGGAAGUUUAACCUUCUACACAGUUGGUUACAUUCUAUAUUUAAAUGAUGGCGGCCUACUAACAGCCGGCUAGAAUUGAACCAAUUCAGGGCCAGUUGCACUUGCCACAAUUGACGGACUGAUCACAAGUUCGUGAAUUUACCGGUACUUAACCCUCGUACUAGGUAGCAUACUUUGAGAAAGACUUAAGAGCUCUGCCGAUUUCGGUAAUAAUAAACAAUACUAAAGGCCUAUGUAGCGCGUAUGUCGAUUAAAGUCUAAUUUGAACUAGACCAUAAUCGCGACAAGCAUAAAUAGUACGUACGAAUUCUGCGACACCCUCUCUUAGACUAAAAAGCAUUAAAUAUAUAUGAAAACUAUGUAUUAGCUAAAUAUGCGCAAAAUACUUCACUGAGUUGAAUAUAUUGAUUCAUAUCUUUCGCUCGCGGAGAUAUAUAUGUAUCACUCAUUUCGCUCAGUGGAUCUGUGGAGUGCGUAAAAGAGAUGGUUGUAAAACACACAGCCAUAAGUGCGACCAAGAUGGCGAACCACUCCGAAACGGUCGUUUCGCAUAUUUGCAUCGUCUCACUCGUUCGGCUUGGCCGGCUCAUUCCAAUCAUGAGUGGGAAAGAGCGAGCAAAGUAACACUGAGAUAGAUGAGUUACUGGGCGAGUUAAAUAUCAAGUGAGUUGAAGAGUGAGUGAGUUCAAUCAAAUAUAGUUCAUGUAAGUUACUCACUCGUGAACGACACUUGUCUACUCAUGGCGACUCCUCGAUACCGUCAUCUCGCGUAGCCGUAACUGUUCUAUGAUGUUAGUCUAAAUCUUAACCCAUUCAUUGCAGGAACGAACUUGACGCUGAAAGGAUUAAUUAGGUUCUAUCUGUUAGUCUAUCAUUUGAAGGCAGCGUACUUACAAAGUAGGUUUCAGUACUUUACUUUGUUACUUUUACUUUUAACUAUAGCGAAAAGAUAUACAAAUCUUACUUAUACAUAGCGUAAAUGAGGAAAAUGAAGGAACUGUUCUAGAGACUGUUUGUCUUAAAACUGCCUUGUCAGUGUUUAGAAAAAGAUGUUGGUUGGCAUCCUUUUCAGCCACACAUAAUCUGUGACAUACCUAUUUCUAUUGACGGAAAAGUAGGGGGAGAAAAGAAGAGAUGUUAGUCAUUAUAAAACAAAACAUUUCAUGUCUAAAAUGUUGUUAUAUAAUUGUACGCGCCUUUUUAGGAUUCCGUAGCCAAAUGGCAAAAAAUGGAACCCUUAUAGAUUCUUCAUGUCCGUCUGUCUGUCCGAUUAUGUCACAGCCACUUUUUUACUUAGCGGUGCUAGUACAAGAGUUUUAUCAGAAACAAAAACGUACGUACUACAUACGUCUGAAAUAAAAUAAUGUGCCGUCCCGAAUCUUGUAGUAAACAUAAAACUGGCACAAACCGUUUUGAAAAUUUCCUAAAAAUAAGGAUUUAGAAUAAAAUUCAAUGCAAGGCCUAUAGGUCUCUGGGCGGGUAUAGGUUAUGUACAGUAAUCUGCAAAGUUAAGUGAAUAGAAAUUUGUUUGUAGGAGGGGGGGGGGGGGGGGGUUUCACUCAACUUUUCGACACUUAACUCUGCAGCGUACUGUACUUAUUGAAAUUUCUCCCAUUAGUAGAAGCACUGCCUGAAUGGUAAACUACCUACUUAUGUCUCCUUCUUUAAAACAAACGUAUGCUACUGUAUUUGUUAUGAGUACCUCUUAAUGAAAUGAAAUGAAUAUAUUUAUUUCAGGCAACUAGUGGCCUAUAGAUUAAAAAAAACCGAGAAGUAUUUUUCACGGGGUAAAAUUCGGUAUCAAUAGACCUACAGUCAGCCGCAGAAAUGCUAAGCGAGCAUGGUGUUCAAAUCAUUUGAAUACACCUUUGUUGUAAACCUCGCAUUUGCGCAUAACAUUAUGAUCACCUGUUCCGCUUAGCCACAUGUGAUUCUGACUCUAAUUUUGUAUUUUUGUCGUGACGUUCCAAAUCUUUUUGUAAAUUAUUUUAAGUUGACUUAUUAUUUAAUUUUUACAUUCCGAUUGCGAAGACUAAGAACGAAAAGUAAACAUUCCUUCAUUCAUGUAUAAAAGUAAUUGAAUUUAAAAAUCUGAAUAGAGAUCUGAAAAAUAAAAUAGAUAUUGUAGCUUCUUUUUUAUAUAUUUUAUUAUUUACAACAUGUCACUCAUAUCUAUUUCUAGUCAUGUAAUAAGGAAGACUUUUAAAUGCAUAUUAAAAUGUAUUAAAAUUACUAUUGAUCUGUCCUCAGUUUUUAAGCAAACGCACAAUUUAUGAAUUGGCUCCAAAAUGUCAAAAAAAAAUAAAAAAAUAACGGCUUAAGGCGAAUAACUCCUAUUCAUAUAAAUUAUACUGUCAUAUUUAUUAUUUGAUUAUGAUCUGAAGUGCAAACAAUUGAUCUGUUAUUUACAAAAGGUUUAGACCAUAAUUAUUCUAUUAUUUUAGUAGUGUUUGUAAAAACAUAGUAUUGGAUUAUUAAAAUCAUAAUCCUACAGCUCCGCAAACGCGCAAAUUAAAAAAAGAAAGUCAUCGUAAUUCGAGGAAAAUGGUAUAAAAAAUAUGUAAAACUGCCGUAUAAAUUAUAUAUACGAGUAUGGGCCGGAAUAAGGAAUGCCUGACGAAUAUUUUUAAACUACACCGCUAAACUCGGCCGUCUAAUUGAGAGAACAUGGUGAUCUUUAUUAUUGUAUUAGAGUUUCAUCAAUAUGUAUAGAUUUUUCCUUGACGAUGACUUUCUAAUUCAGCGAAGAAUUAAGAUAAACUAGUUUUUUAAGCGAGUAUGUAAACCCCUGUAAUAUCUCGAUAUUUUAUGUAAUAUGAAUAAUAUGAUCCACAACAUAUUUUUAUGGUGUAGAUAACUAUAAAUCAAAUCAAAUAAAAAUUCUCAAACGCGCAAUUGUUUAACACGUUAAUGAAUAACUCGAUAACAUCUAAAACUUCUUAAGCCAUACAAAAUAUGUAUAUUCUUCACCUUGAUAUUCUCGGGGUUGCGGUCCCCGAGAAUAAUGUGUAUAUAAAUUAGCAUUAGUUUUUCGUAAAGACAUAAUAAAAAUAUUAGUUUAGGUGACAAAAAACUAUUUAAUAUCUCAUGUCAAUGUUUCCAUGAUUGAUACAUUUUAUUUCCCUAAUGAAUAUCUUUAACGGUCGACUUUGGCUUGCAAUCUGGACUUUGAAAUUGUAUGUAAAUGAUGUAUAUCUCUAAGACUAAACUUAACGCUUAUUCAGGGACUUUUGAACUUUAUAUGUAUUUCUAUAGUACGUUUGAUUUGUCAGAAGUGUCUGAAUGAUCCACUUGACAUUUGGGUUGUAUAUUGGUUUUGAUAGGUCCUCACGGUGUGACUGGGAGAUAUUCGGGAUUCACAGACAAUCUUUUCCGACUGUCUGUGAUGACUUUUUGCACUUUGAAAAGUGUUUAACACAUUGAGUGCCGGAUACCCGCUCGGCAGGUUCUCUGUUCGUAGUCGCUUUCCUCUACAAAGCGGAAAAAUGCUGGGAUCGGCUACGAGCGUAACGCUACGAAAAUGUUGGCAGUGAAUGAAGGAUAAUUUCAAGAUUUAAUGAAUGGCCAUGUCACGCUUUCAUUAAAUCAUGUCGAAUUGAGCCCCAUUCACCUGAGAGGAAGGCAUAAAAAGUAUUAUUAACGUUAUAAUUUGUUGUUAUUAGACUUUAACUUAACAUUCCUGUACAAAAGUGAGCACGUAGGUAUAUUUAUUCCAAAAUGAACCUUGAAUUGAUAUGUUUAGGGUCGAAUUUGAAAAAAAAACACUAUGUAAAAAUGUUAUAUAGUUACAAAAGUGCGCAUAAAAACAGCUCAUUAGAUCUACCUUCUAGAACAUUAUACAACAAGACUUAAUAAAUGUAUCUGAUUUUCAGUAGUGAAAGCCAAAAUAACGCCUGAAUCAAUCAAUUACAUGAACUGGAUAGUCAAUUUCUAUGACUUUAUUUACGGUAUCUAUUAUUACGUUAACUAUUAUACAUUAAAAUAUUUAUAAGAAAUGUAUAGUAAAAGGCUAGAAUAAGUAAAUCAUAUUUAUUCGAUAACUGCUGUAGUAUAUGUAUUUAUAUCAUUUACAAUAUAUUUUAUUCCAUGGAUGUUAAACUAGUAUAACACAUGUUAGCUUUAAAAUUAAUGUUUUAAUCAUAUCGAUGUGCUAAGCUAAAAGCGAAACUUGUUAUAAUAAUUAGUACGUCAUAGUGAGUGGCAAAUAUGGGAAACCCAUGAAAAAUUAUUAAAAAAAAAUGUUAUAUUUUCUCUAUAGCUAUAUUUUAUACCUACUAAUAUCUCUUACUGUAUGUGAUUUACUGGAAACUUAUUAUGAUUGGGUAACAGUAAUAGUACACACCGUCUCGCUCGCGAGUCCAUGCUUGAAGUCGCGCAAGAUAUAUGUGCAAGAUGCGAAGUUUCUCAAUAGUUUGAAAAGUACUAGGUAAUAUCAGGAAAAUUUUACAGAAAACAAGGGAUAAUUGACUAAAGAUAUGGAUAAAUUCGAUUCCAAUACAAAAAUAUUUCCGAAAAAUUUUCUGCGGAGAUUUUGCAACGGAAUCUUUCCGACGGCAUAUAUAAAAGUUUUUUAUUGUAAAAAUAUCAAAAAACUACAUACAGAGACGAAAUUUUUGAAGUCCAUUCAUUGUUACCCGAGCAUACAAAGUAACCAGUAAUAAAUAAAUUAUACAAAAUUUAGUUCCAAAACCUAACAUUCCUACUACAAAUCUCAUAUUGUAUGAAUCGGGGAAGUGCAAAAUAAAUAUACUAUAUCUAUAUUUUA